Messenger RNA from Parascedosporium putredinis, 990 nucleotides. The record is from the annotation of a GenBank genome assembly. Lineage: Eukaryota; Fungi; Ascomycota; Sordariomycetes; Microascales; Microascaceae.
AUGAGCACCAACAUCCAAAAGACAGUCGCAAGACUGCAAGAGAAGAUUGAAGAGGGGCAAUACUACGAGGCUCAACAACAAACAAGGGUUGUAGCCGCCCGGUACAUCAAAAGCCAAAAAUGGGACUCGGCCAUCGAUAUCAUAUUCAAUGUCUCCAAGGCACUUCUCAAAGCAGGCCAGGGAGGCAGCAGCGGUGACUUGUGCAACCUGCUGGUGGAAGUCUACGAGAAGGCGGAGCUCGCGCCGGACGCAAAUUCCAAGGGAAGGCUAUUGACCUGCGUCAGGUUGUUCGAUAGCGAGGAGCCGACCAGAAAGAAGUUUAUUGGUGCGAUGAUCGGAUGGUCUAGCAAGUUUGGCGAAUUCCCAGCUGGCGAUCCGGAGCUUCAUCAUGUCGUGGGAUCUAUAUUUGCGGAAGAGCACGAGGCAUACGACGCCGAGCGGCACCUGGUUCUGGGUACAAAGGACUCGCCCGAGGUCUUGGCCCGGAUGGAAUACAAGUGGUACAAAGAGGGGGACCCUCACCUGGCCGCCCAAUACGUCGCCCGCGCCGUCAUUCCCUAUCUCCUCAUCGGCAACGUGCGCGCUGCCAACGCCGCUUUCCGCAUCUUUACCACGGCGCUAUGCGAAGACAACAAGGGCCUUUCGGUGCAGGACGUCAGCAGCCAGAACUGCGACGUGAAAAUCUACCCCAGCCUGCCCCUGCUCAACUUCCUCUCGCUUCUUAUACUGGCCCUGCAGCGAGGCAGCUUGGACCUCUAUAGGCAACUCAUCACCAAGUACUCGGCGCAUCUCAAGGAAAACGCCACUUGGUUCGAUUGCCUCGACGCCAUUGCGGAGAUGUACUUUGGAGUGAAGAAGCAGAGGCAGACCAACCCCUUGUUUGAUAUGAUGGGUAGCCUGUUUGGGGGUGGCGGCGGCGGUAGCUCUCAGCCGGCGAGGAGGCCGGCGGCCAACCGGGUCGAGGCGCCCGCUCCCGAAGGACUUGAUUGA